AUGGCUUCCACUUCCUUUCUCUGUCCAAAACACACCACCCUUUUCCUCCCUACCCACCAACUAUCCAACAACUCUGUCUCUAACCUCACUGAUUUAUUCGUCCGAUUCCCAAACUCCGGUUCUGUCUCUUUCCGAUCCGAUUAUGUAUCGUCGUUGUCUCAUGUUCGCCCAAAGCGGAAGCAAUUGAGGGUGUGUGCAAACUCAGCUGCCCAGGUGAUGGACCAGUCGCCGAGUAAAAUGGGUUCUAUGGUUCGUACCAUUGUCAAGGUCGAUUUGGGUGACCGGAGCUACCCGAUUUAUAUCGGAUCUGGACUUCUCGAUCAACACGAGCUUCUUCAGAAGCAUGUUCAUGGCAAAAGAGUCCUUGUUGUUACUAAUACCACAAUUGCACCGCUAUAUUUGGAUAAAGUUGUUACUGCUUUAUCCGAUGGGAAUCCAAAUGUUACUGUUGACAGUGUAAUUUUGCCAGAUGGUGAACAAUUUAAGAACAUGGAUACUCUAAUGAAAGUAUUUGAUAAGGCAAUUGAGUCACGUUUGGAUCGACGUUGUACAUUUGUUGCCCUCGGUGGCGGCGUCAUUGGUGACAUGUGUGGAUUUGCUGCUGCUUCCUUCCUUCGUGGAGUUAAUUUCAUUCAGAUUCCUACAACUGUUAUGGCACAGGUGGAUUCUUCCGUUGGGGGCAAAACUGGAAUAAAUCACCGGCUUGGGAAAAAUUUGAUUGGUGCAUUUUAUCAACCACAGUGUGUGCUCAUAGAUACUAACACAUUGAACACGUUACCGGAAAGAGAAUUAGCAUCAGGGCUUGCUGAGGUUAUAAAGUAUGGGCUUAUUAGAGAUGCUGAUUUUUUCAAGUGGCAAGAGAAGAAUAUGUCAGCAUUGCUUGCAAGAGACCCUAGUGCAUUGGCGUAUGCUAUCAAGCGUUCAUGUGAAAACAAGGCUGAGGUCGUGUCCUUAGAUGAGAAAGAAAGCGGUGUUAGGGCGACAUUGAACUUGGGUCAUACUUUUGGCCAUGCAAUAGAAACCAGUUAUGGUUAUGGGCAGUGGCUCCAUGGAGAAGCUAUAGCAGCUGGCAUGGUUAUGGCAGUUGACAUGUCAUACCGCCUCGGUUGGAUUGAUGAUUCCAUUGUGAACCGAGUUCAUAAGAUCUUACAAGAGGCAAAGCUACCCACUGCUCCUCCUGAAAUGAUGACCGUGGAGAUGUUCAAGUCAGUCAUGGCGGUCGAUAAGAAGGUGGCGGACGGGUUGCUAAGGCUCAUCCUUUUGAAAGGUCCGCUAGGCAAUUGUGUUUUUACCGGUGACUAUGACAGAAAGGCCCUGGACGAAACACUACAAGCUUUUUGCAAGUCCUGA
Molecule: messenger RNA, 1350 nt
Organism: Ilex paraguariensis (yerba mate)
Lineage: Eukaryota; Viridiplantae; Streptophyta; Magnoliopsida; Aquifoliales; Aquifoliaceae
Source: the annotation of a GenBank genome assembly